GCGGGGCGCGACGUCGGCCGUGCGGGGUCCCGGCGUCGGCGGCGCGCGCGCUCCCUCCUCUCAGAGAGAGGGCUGUGGUAAAAGCCGUCCGGAAAAUGGCCGCCGCCGCCGCUGCCGCGCCGAGCGGAGGAGGAGGAGGAGGCGAGGAGGAGAGACUGGAAGAAAAGUCAGAAGACCAGGAUCUCCAGGGCCUCAAGGACAAACCUCUGAAGUUCAAAAAGGUGAAGAAGGAUAAGAAAGAAGACAAAGAGGGCAAGCAUGAGCCCCUGCAGCCACCCGCCCACCACUCUGCUGAACCAGCAGAGGCAGGCAAAGCGGAGACCUCAGAAGGGUCAGGCACAGCCCCAGCCGUCCCGGAAGCUUCUGCCUCCCCUAAACAGCGGCGCUCCAUCAUUCGUGACCGGGGACCCAUGUAUGACGAUCCCACUCUGCCUGAAGGCUGGACCCGAAAGCUGAAGCAAAGGAAAUCUGGCCGCUCCGCUGGGAAGUAUGAUGUGUAUUUGAUCAAUCCCCAGGGAAAAGCCUUUCGCUCUAAGGUGGAGUUGAUUGCGUACUUCGAAAAGGUAGGCGACACCUCCCUGGACCCUAAUGAUUUUGACUUCACGGUAACUGGGAGAGGGAGCCCCUCCCGGCGAGAGCAGAAACCACCUAAGAAGCCCAAAUCUCCCAAAGCUCCAGGAACUGGCAGAGGUCGGGGACGCCCCAAAGGGAGCGGCACUGCGAGACCCAAGGCAGCAGCAUCAGAGGGUGUGCAGGUGAAAAGGGUCCUGGAGAAAAGUCCCGGGAAGCUUCUGGUCAAGAUGCCUUUUCAAGCUUCGCCGGGGAGCAAGGCCGAAGGGGGUGGGGCCACCACGUCAGCCCAGGUCAUGGUUAUCAAACGCCCCGGCAGGAAGCGAAAAGCCGAGGCCGACCCCCAGGCCAUCCCCAAGAAGCGGGGCCGAAAGCCAGGUAGUGUGGUGGCGGCCGCCGCCGCGGAGGCCAAAAAGAAAGCAGUGAAGGAGUCUUCUAUCCGGUCCGUGCAGGAGACCGUGCUCCCCAUCAAGAAGCGCAAGACCCGGGAGACCGUCAGCAUCGAGGUGAAGGAGGUGGUGAAGCCCCUGCUGGUGUCCACCCUCGGCGAGAAGAGCGGAAAGGGACUGAAGACCUGCAAAAGCCCCGGGCGGAAAAGCAAGGAGAGCAGCCCCAAGGGGCGCGGUGGCAGCGCCUCCUCACCCCCCAAGAAGGAGCACCACCACCACCACCACCACUCGGAGCCCCCGAAGGCGCCUGCGCCGCUGCUUCCGCCCCCGCCCCCGCCCCCACCCGAGCCCCAGAGCUCCGAGGACCCCGCCAGCCCCCCUGAGCCCCAGGACUUGAGCAGCGGCGUCUGCAAAGAGGAGAAGAUGCCGAGAGGAGGCUCGCUGGAGAGCGACGGCUGCCCCAAGGAGCCAGCUAAGACUCAGCCCGCGGUCGCGACCGCUGCCACGGCCGCAGAAAAGUACAAACACCGAGGGGAGGGAGAGCGCAAAGACAUUGUCUCGUCCUCCAUGCCGAGGCCAAACAGAGAGGAGCCUGUGGACAGCCGGACGCCCGUGACCGAGAGAGUUAGCUGACUUUACACAGAGCGGAUUGCAAAGCAAACCAACAAGAAUAAAGGCAGCUGUUGUCUCUUCUCCUUAUGGGUAGGGCUCUGACAAAGCUUCCCGAUUAACUGAAAUAAAAAAUAUUUUUUUUUCUUUCAGUAAACUUAGAGUUUCGUGGCUUCAGGGUGGGAGUAGUUGGAGCAUUGGGAUGUUUUUCUUACCGACAAGCACAGUCAGGUUGAAGACCUAACCAGGGCCAGAAGUAGCUUUGCACUUUUCUAAACUAGGCUCCUUCAACAAGGCUUGCUGCAGAUACUACUGACCAGACAAGCUGUUGACCAGGCUUCUUAGGGUGUGCCUACACCUCCCCUCCCACCCGGACCUCCCCCCUGUGUGGUCAUUAGGGACAGAGAGUGCUUGAGAGGACACGCCCGUUUUUCGGUGCCGGUGCCGUUGGUGCCCCAGUCUGCCCUCUCCUCUCCCCCUCCCCUGCCCCACCCCUAUACCCCAGUUCCCCACCCACAUUGGGACAAGGAGGUGUGAGGCAGGAGAGACAGUUGGAUUCUUUAGAGAAAAAGACAGAGAUGGCCAGUGGCUACAGCCUGUGUGAUCUCACCCAUGGUGGCACAAAUCUGGCCCCACGCCAGCCCCAAUCCAAAACCGACUAGGACAUUUCACAGAACAGGGAAGUAAGCACCUGUUCGCUCCAGUUCCGGCAUGGCUAGGAGGGAGUCAGUCCUUGAGCUGCUGGGUGUAGAUUGGCCUGAGCCGCAGGAGAGAGGACGGCCGGGGGGGGGCCGUCCUCCAGUGGGUGGCGCUAGACAGAGGCCGUGGAAGCCGCAGGACAGGGCGCGGGCAGGCUGGCCCCGGCUCCUCCGGGUGGCAGAGAGCAGUGGGGCCGAUGGAAUUCCUAGUCGCUCAGAGCAGUCUGUGACUGGUAGACAGAGGCCUAGUGGACAGGUUGGGGGGCCAGGGGAAAGGAGGGGAAAAUGUUCUUCCAAAACUUUCCAAUUCUACUCCUUUAGGGACAGCUUAGAACUAUUUGCACUAUUGAGUCUUCAUGUUCCCACUUCAAAACAAACAUGCUCUGAGAGCAAACUGGCUUGAACUGGUGACACUUUGUCCCUCAAGCCACCAGACGUGACGGUGUUUAGAACUACCUGGAUCUGUAUAUACCUGCGCUUGUUUUAAAGUGGGCUCAGCACAUAGGGUUCCCACGAAGCUCCGAAACUCUAAGUGUUUGCUGCAAUUUUAUAAGGACUUCCUGAUUGGUUUCUUUUCUGUCCUUCCAUUUCUGCCUUCUCUCAUUCACCCUUUCAUUUCUUCCCUCCUUGUUCAUCCCUUCUGCGCCAGGUACCCACAGUCUCCAACUUUACCUGAGUUGAUGCUGGUCAGCUCAGUCCCCCAGAUCUCACCCUGCCCUUGGCCUUCCCACUGCCAGCCCCAGCCCCA
This is a messenger RNA of Panthera uncia (snow leopard), 3014 nucleotides long. RefSeq names its product methyl-CpG binding protein 2 (gene MECP2). Gene Ontology annotation, cellular component: nucleus; heterochromatin. The record is from RefSeq and is a predicted model, not a curated record. Lineage: Eukaryota; Metazoa; Chordata; Mammalia; Carnivora; Felidae. The transcript is spliced from 3 exons. Gene Ontology annotation, molecular function: chromatin binding; methyl-CpG binding; double-stranded methylated DNA binding. The coding region runs from base 96 to 1592 and encodes 498 amino acids. Gene Ontology annotation, biological process: negative regulation of transcription by RNA polymerase II.